Messenger RNA from Cutaneotrichosporon cavernicola, 1260 nucleotides. RefSeq lists its product as uncharacterized. NCBI's taxonomy places the organism in Eukaryota, Fungi, Basidiomycota, Tremellomycetes, Trichosporonales, Trichosporonaceae. Gene Ontology annotation, molecular function: acyl-CoA dehydrogenase activity; flavin adenine dinucleotide binding. The record is from RefSeq and is a predicted model, not a curated record. The coding region runs from base 1 to 1260 and encodes 419 amino acids. Gene Ontology annotation, cellular component: mitochondrion. The transcript is spliced from 3 exons.
AUGCUCUCCCGCUUCGCCCCCGUUGCUCGCGCCGCCCCCUCGGUCGCCAAGCGCGCCUUCUCGGUCUCGGCCACCCGCGCCUACAACACCGAGUACCGCACCUCCGAGAAGACCCAGUCGCUCCACAACUUCUCGGACGAGGAGAUCAUGCUCCGUGACACCGUCCGCAAGUACGCCGAGGAGGUCAUCGCCCCCAAGGUCUACGAGAUGGACGAGUCCGAGGUCAUGGACCCCGCUGUCAUCCAGGGCCUUUUCGACAACGGCCUCAUGGGCAUUGAGAUCCCCGAGGAGUACUCGGGUGCUGGCAUGUCGUUCACCGGUGCCAUUCUCGCCGUCGAGGAGAUCUCGCGUGUCGACCCCUCGGUCGCUGUCCUCGUUGACGUUCACAACACCCUCGUCAACACCGUUGUCCGUCACCACGGCUCGGACGCCAUCAGGGAGAAGUGGCUCCCCGGCCUCGCCACCGACACCGUUGGUUCGUUCUGCCUUACCGAGCCCGGAGCCGGCUCGGACGCCUUCGGCCUCCAGACCACCGCCAAGGAGGACGGUGACCACUACAUCCUUAACGGCACCAAGAUGUGGAUCUCCAACUCGGGCGAGGCCGGCACCUUCCUCGUCUUCGCCAACGUUGACCCCUCCAAGGGCUACAAGGGCAUCACCUGCUUCGUCGUCUCCAAGGACAUGGGCGUCGAGAUUGCCAAGAAGGAGAAGAAGCUCGGUAUCCGCGCCUCGUCGACUUGCGUCCUCAACUUUGACAACAUCCGUGUCCCCAAGGAGAACAUUGUUGGCGAGGUCGGCAAGGGCUACAAGAUCGCCAUCGAGAUCCUCAACGAGGGCCGUAUCGGUAUCGCUGCCCAGAUGAUCGGUCUUGCCCAGGGUGCCUUUGAGAAGGCUCUCCCCUACACCUACCAGCGCAAGCAGUUCGGCAAGGCCGUCGGUGACUUCCAGGGCAUGGGCUUCCAGUUCGCCGACAUUGCUACCCAGAUUGAGGCUGCCAAGCUCAUGACCUACAACGCCGCUCGUCUUAAGGAGGAGGGCCGUGUCUUCACCAAGGAGGCUGCCAUGGCCAAGUACUUCGCUUCGGUCGUUGCUCAGCGCGCCGCCGGUGCCGCCAUUGAGUGGUGCGGUGGUGUCGGCUUCACCCGCGACACUGGUGUUGAGAAGUUCUGGCGUGACUCGAAGAUCGGUGCCAUCUACGAGGGUACCUCGAACAUCCAGCUCGAGACCAUUGCCAAGUUCCUCAAGAAGCAGUACGCAUAA